AUGGUAAUGGUAACAUAUAUCUUACCUAUAAAUACAAUAUUUUUAAUUUAUUUACAUAUUAUACGAUAUAUUCGUCGAACAACAAACACAAUACAAAUUCGACAAAAUAUAAAUAAACGAGAUAUGAUUGUUUUCAAAAGAAUUAUUAUUUUAUUCGUCUUUCUAGAAAUAUUAUCUAUACCGUCAUUUGUAGUUUGGAUACUCUACAUCAUAACUGGUUAUACAUCAGCAUGGAACUAUACUUUUCUAGCAUUUAUUUCAUCCAUUUCUCAAUUAGUUAUGUCGCUUGUUCUUGCUUCAACGACUUCACAAAUUCGAGAAAAAUUGAAAUGGAGAUCAACCCAAGUACAUCCAAACGUUGAAAUAAGAGUUCAAUAUCACAAUACACAAGUAUCUGAUCAUCAUGAUCCUAAGGAAAAAUUUUAA
Messenger RNA from Rotaria sp. Silwood1, 426 nucleotides. The record is from the annotation of a GenBank genome assembly. NCBI's taxonomy places the organism in Eukaryota, Metazoa, Rotifera, Eurotatoria, Philodinida, Philodinidae.